Molecule: messenger RNA, 600 nt
Organism: Lottia gigantea (owl limpet)
Lineage: Eukaryota; Metazoa; Mollusca; Gastropoda; Lottiidae
Exons: 1
Source: RefSeq, a predicted model, not a curated record
AGCCUUCAAGCAUUGACAACUACAAUUAGUCUCCAAGUACAAUCAUCUACUAACAGCCUUCAAGCACUGACAACUACUCUUAGUCUCCAAGUACAAUCAUCUACUAACAGCCUUCAAGCAUUGACAACUACAAUUAGUCUCCAAGUACAAUCAUCUACUAACAGUCUUCAAGCACUGACAACUACUAUCAGUCUCCAAGUACAAUCAUCUACCAACAGUCUUCAAGCACUGACAACUAUUAUUAGUCUCCAAAUACAAUCAUCUACUAACAGUCUUCAAGCAUUGACAACUACAAUUAGUCUCCAAGUACAAUCAUCUACUAACAGUCUCCAAGCACUGACAACUACUAUUAGUCUCCAAAUACAAUCAACUGCAAUCAACUACCAUCAGUGUCCAAAUACAAUCAACAACCUUCAGUUGUCACUAUCAAUCACUCUGAUAAAUUUUUAUAUAUUCAUUACUUUUUUUCAAGAACACAAAACUAGCACGUGUUUCAUUUUAUUAAGUACAUGUCUUUCUAACAUUUUAAAGUUCAUUUUAAAGUUCAUUCAUCAGUUUGUUUUAGUAUUUAGUUUACGACACACUGAUCUAAAUAAGUAG